AAUAUCUUUCAGGUCAUUUGUGCUACGUACUCGUCUCUCGCAUCACGCCGAAAUGAAGGUCCACUAAGCUACGCUCUCAUGCUGUGAAAAAGUGAAGCGAGUGGUUGGCUCAAGGAGCAGCCCAUGGUCAGAGGGCUUCGAUCGUCUAAAGAAGUGUGAGAUCAGCAUGAGCCGACAUAUUUCUCGGGCCGCAGGAUGGCGUCCCAACCGCAGCGUAAAAAGAAAAUGUGCAUGCUCGCAGCAGCGCUCGUCCACCCCUGACAGGAAAAUGCCCCAAGAGCCCACCCGCUGGGAUAAGCAAGCAUUAAUCCCUCGGGCUUGUCCGCCAUGUCCCAUGCAAGUGUGGAGACUGGGGUUGGUCAUAUACGUUAUUCAAUGCUGCGUGAACAAUACACAAAUAGUGAGCAGAGCUCACGUCAAGGACCUUCUGAAUCUUUGCGACCUUGAUCGGUCCAUGAGGCAUCUUUAGAUGUCACCAUGGUUUGGGUGUACGGAGCCUCGCCCGAGCUCAAUGCUCAGUCGAGGUAUCCGGCCAUUGUGGCCGUGUCGGUCGUACUGA
Messenger RNA from Xylona heveae TC161, 559 nucleotides. RefSeq lists its product as hypothetical. The transcript has a single exon. NCBI's taxonomy places the organism in Eukaryota, Fungi, Ascomycota, Xylonomycetes, Xylonales, Xylonaceae. The coding region runs from base 167 to 469 and encodes 100 amino acids. The record is from RefSeq and is a predicted model, not a curated record.